UAGGUGCCCGAGCUACUGAGGGUCUAAGUCCGGGCAGCCGAAGAGUGUGGUAGGUAACGGUCGUCAGCGCAAGGGUCAUUUCGUCGCUGGGAAGGGACGGCCCUCGCCCGCGGUGAUGGUGGUUAGCAAGAUGAACAAAGAUGCGCAGAUGAGAGCAGCGAUUAACCAAAAGUUGAUAGAAACUGGAGAAAGAGAACGCCUCAAAGAGUUGCUGAGAGCUAAAUUAAUUGAAUGUGGCUGGAAGGACCAGUUGAAGGCACACUGUAAAGAGGUAAUUAAAGAAAAAGGACUAGAACACGUUACUGUUGAUGACUUGGUGGCUGAAAUCACACCAAAAGGCAGAGCCCUGGUACCUGACAGUGUAAAGAAGGAGCUCCUACAAAGAAUAAGAACAUUCCUUGCUCAGCAUGCCAGCCUUUAAGAUUGAAUUAGAUUGUGUCGUUUUGUGGUUUUAUUUCUGAAAGUAAAACUUGCCAUAAAUUAGGAAUCAAUUUCCCAAAAUAAAAUCCUUUUUUGUAUGAUGGUAUACAGUUUUCAGUAAUGAUGUAUACAUUGUAUUGAUUUUUUUC
Molecule: messenger RNA, 569 nt
Organism: Panthera uncia (snow leopard)
Lineage: Eukaryota; Metazoa; Chordata; Mammalia; Carnivora; Felidae
Gene: ENY2
Product: ENY2 transcription and export complex 2 subunit
Exons: 5
Coding region: 116-421 (101 amino acids)
Biological process (GO): poly(A)+ mRNA export from nucleus; regulation of transcription by RNA polymerase II; positive regulation of DNA-templated transcription
Cellular component (GO): nuclear pore; DUBm complex; SAGA complex
Molecular function (GO): chromatin binding; transcription coactivator activity
Source: RefSeq, a predicted model, not a curated record